CUGCCGGUGACGUCAUCACCGCGCGCCUCCUCUGCCGCUCGCGCCAUUCCUACAAACGUGUGUCUCCAUCUCUCAUGACAUUAACCACAGGCUGAGCUCCAGCAGCCUCCGUCACCAGCCUCCUCUCUGCUGCCGCCAUUCUUCUCCCAGGUAUAUCCAGCUAUGGAUAUGGACAGUGCCAGUUCAGUGGUGCUGCAGGCGUUAACCCAAGCGACCAGUCAGGACACAUCUGUGCUGAAGCCUGUGGAGGAGCAGCUCCGACAGUGGGAGACCCAGCCAGGCUUCUACUCAGUCCUUCUGAAUAUCUUCAAUAACCACAUGCUGGAUGUGAACGUUCGGUGGCUGGCUGUGCUCUACUUCAAAAAUGGCAUUGACAGAUACUGGAGGAGAGUAGCGCCUCAUGCAUUAUCAGAAGAGGAGAAGACGUCACUGCGUGCUGGUCUCAUCACAAACUUCAAUGAGCCUGUUAAUCAGAUAGCGACACAGAUCGCAGUACUGAUAGCCAAGGUGGCCCGUCUGGACUGCCCCAGGCAAUGGCCAGAGCUCAUUCCCAUUCUGCUGGAGUCCGUCAAGGGUCAGGACGGCUUGCAGCAGCACAGGGCGCUGCUAACAUUCUAUCACGUCACCAAAACACUCGCAUCCAAACGUCUGGCGCAGGACAGGCGGCUUUUCCAGGAUCUGGCGUCGGGCAUCUACAGCUUCGCCUGCUCCCUGUGGAGCCAUCACACCGACUGCUUCCUCCAACAGAUCUAUGCCAGAGAUGAGGCUACAGCACUCAGCUCGCUGGAGAGGACGCUGCUCUCUCUUAAAGUUCUUCGCAAGUUGACAGUCCACGGAUUUCAAGAGCCACAACAGAAUAUGGAAGUGAUGGGUUUCCUGAAUGCAGUGUUUGAAAGGCUAAAACAGUUCCUGGAAUGCUGUCGACAAGGUGGUCCAGAUAGCACAUGCAGAGAAAAAUUGGAGAAGACAAUCAUAUUGUACACUAAAGUUUUGUUAGACUUCUUGGAGUAUCAUCCAUGCCCAUUCAUACCUCUCAUCCAGCGCUCCCUGGAAUUUGCCGUCAGCUACGUGUUCACACCUGCAGGGGAGGGAGUAACCUUUGAGCGCUUCAUCGUCCAGUGCAUGAACCUCAUCAAGUUGAUUGUAAAGAACGAUACCUACAAACCUGCCAAGAACAUUGAAGACAGUAAACCAGAGAGUCUGGAGGCUCACAAGAUCAAGACAGCAUUCUUCACACACCCCACACUGACAGAGAUUGGACGCCGGCUCGUCUCACACUACUUCCUUCUCACUGAGGAAGAGCUGGCAAUGUGGGAAGAGGACCCCGAGAGCUUUGCUGUUGAAGAAACAGGUGGCGACUCUUGGAAGUACAGUCUACGACCUUGUACAGAAGUAUUGUUCCUGGAUCUCUUCCACACCUACAGCCAGACGAUGACGCCGGUACUGCUGGAAAUGGUUCAGAAUCUCCAGGGCCCAACCAAUGCCGAGGACCCCGUCCAGCUGCUAAUGAAGGACGCAGGUAAGUCGAAACCGUCCUCUUCUCUUGUUGCUUCAUCAACCAAUCAUCUGUCGUUCCAGGAUUUGGACUCAAACAUUUCCGAUUAUGCUGAAAUUACCAUUAUUUCUUCAAUGCAGAAUGUGAAGGAUUUCAGAUUUGCCUUUUAUUGCCAUUUUGUAACCCCAAUCCCAAACAAUACAUACAAGUGCAGAGGUAUAUUGAGACAUACUAUAGAUUUGAAUAUAGAUGGCUACACAAUACACAAUUUCUGCCUCAGAUACCAACAAGGGCAGAUGCAGAGGGACACUUUUCGCCUGCCCAUUACAACUGUUGUAAAACCAUCAGUCCCCAACAUUCAGUGCGUCACAUUUGGGACAAAACUUAUGUCUCCUCUCCUCUCCAGGUACAAGUUGAUUCGUCGACGGGUCAUCUGGCUGAUAGGACAGUGGAUCUCUGUCAAGUUCAAAUCUGACCUGCGACCUUUACUAUAUGAGGUCAUCCUGAGCCUCAUGCAGGACCCUGAUUUGGUGGUGCGGAUUGAGACGGCUACAACCCUGAAGCUCACUGUUGAUGACUUUGAGUUCCGGACAGAACAAUUCCUCCCUUACCUGGAGUCGAUCUUUGGGCUGCUCUUCCAGCUGUUGCAGCAGGUGACUGAGUGCGACACUAAAAUGCAGGUGCUCCACGUCAUCUCCUGUGUCAUCGAGAGAGUAAACAUCCAGAUACGGCCAUAUGUUGGCUGCCUGGUUCAGUACCUGCCCCUCCUCUGGAAGCAAUCUGAAGAACACAACAUGCUUCGCUGUGCCAUACUCACGACACUCGUCCACCUGGUACAGGGUCUUGGGGCGGAGAGUAAGAACCUGUACCCUUUCCUUCUGCCUGUCAUCCAGCUGAGCACUGAUGUUUCCCAGCCACCUCAUGUGUAUUUGCUGGAGGACGGACUGGAGCUCUGGUUGGUGACUUUGGAGAACAGCCCGGCCGUCACGCCAGAACUGCUCAGAAUUUUCCAGAACAUGUCCGCUUUGUUGGAGUUGAGCUCCGAGAAUCUGCGCACCUGCUUUCAGAUCGUAAACGCCUACAUAUACUUGUCUGCCGCAGAGUUCCUGCAGAACUAUGCAGAAUCAUUGUGUCGAUCCUUCUGCAAUCUGCUGAAAGACAUCACGAAUGAGGGACAGGUCCAAGUGCUCAAGGUGGUGGAGAUAGCUUUAAAGGUUAGCCCCAUACUGGGAGCCCACAUGUUCCAGCCCCUGCUGCCAGCUGUCUUCAGAGGAAUCGUGGCCGGCGAGAGAUAUCCUGUGGUGAUGUCCACCUACCUUGGCAUCAUGGGCCGUGUCCUGCUCCAGAACUCCAGUUUCUUCUCCUCAUUGCUCACUCAAAUUGCCUCCGAGUGCAGCCAGGAGAUGGGCCAGUUGCUGGGCACCGUGAUAGAGAUGUGGGUCGACCGCAUGGACAACAUCACUCAGCCAGAAAGGAGGAAGCUGUCGUCGCUGGCUCUGCUUUCCCUUCUACCAUCUGACAACAGUGUGAUCCAGGACAAGUUCUGUGGCAUCAUCAACAUCUCCGUCGAGGCGCUGCAUGAUGUCAUGACAGAAGAUACCGAAACAAGCACCUACAAAGACUGCAUGUUGAUGAGUCAUUUCGAGGAGCCCAAGCUAAGUGACGAUGAGGAGCCACCAACUGAACAGGACAAGAGGAAGAAACUGUUGGCCCUGGAGGACCCGGUGCACAGCGUCUCUCUGCAGCAGUUCGUCUACGAGAAGCUGAAGGCGCAGCAGGCCCUGAUGGGCGACCAGGGCUUCGGGGUCCUGAUGGAGACCGUGGACACGGAGCUGGUCCGGCAGCUCCAGGAGUUCCUGCAGGGCCUGUGAAUCAGUCGGUCACUUCACAAACAUCUUCUGAUGCCACCCUCUCACCCCCUUCGUUUUUUAAAUGUACUGGAAAAAGGCUAACAAUCUGCCCGACGUGUGGACUCCUGUAAUCCAAACCUUCCCAGCCUCUACCCAUUCUAUGCCUUAUCUAUAUUCAGACCUAGCCUUGUCCACUGUCCUCAGCCCACACACGUUGUCCCUUCUCUUUGUGGAUUCCUUUACAUCCCUUUUUUCUUUUUUUUUUUAACUCAAGAUGGGGUUUAUGUGAGUGCUUCAAAAAGUCAAAGCACCCCCACAUUUUUUUUUAAUCGCCCACAUAAAAACAUCACCACACUAGAGCUUCCACUCAUUUGUUGUAGUUUCUUUCGUUCUGUGGUUUUGACGUGGAGCGGGGAGAAAAUCUGAGGGAAAGUAAAAGAGUUGGGGGAAUAUAGCAAAAAUCUUCUGCAGGUGCCAGAGAAGGGGCCUCGAACUAUUUUCUAUGUAAAAAAACAGAUUGAAGCAGAUAUGAGGACAAAAUGAACACGAAGGACCGAAAGCAGUGUUUACAGAAUCUAUUCUUUCAAAAGAAAAAAGAAAUGUAAUUUUGUACGUAUGUAAAGUUUGGAUGAUAUUCUGCAAGAUGGUAUUUUACUUUUUAGUUUGUUUUUACGUUUGUGUUCAUUUCUCUUCCAUUUAAAAAAAAAAAGAAUUGUUUUGUCGUUACCAGACAGGAAGUUGAAGUAACUACUGAGAGAACUCAAAGGUGUUUUUUCUUUUCUUGUUGAGAGGGAAUGUUUCUCGACUGUAAAAUGGCUGAUUUUAAAACGGUUGAUUUGUAAGAGUGCUGAACCCCAUUUAUAUGUAUAUAUACAUACUGCUGCUAAUUGAUGGUGUGUCGGAGCACUUUAAUAACCCCAAAAAAAAAAAACAGUUUCAUAUUUUUUCAUCUUUCAACGAAUGGUCUUCACACAUCAUCGCACGUAUUAAACAGUCGGAGGAGGAGGCCUUGGAGCAGUGCAGCAGGAUUGUGCAAAUUAGGUUGAAUUUACAUUAAGGCUCUCAGCUUGAGUUGUUGCCAUUUCUCACGUCUCCUUGUGCAAAACCGUAUUCCAAAAACUGACUGCAAACAUUACACGCUAUUAGGUUGUGUCAUCACUGUUUUCAUUUUGACUCCAGUGGCUGUGAGGAACUCGCAUUGUGAGCCAUUCCGAGUUCUUCUGAGGCAAAACUCAUCACUCUUACAGAAAGUUAUGUGGAGCUUUCCUGCUGCUCUGCCUUGUUUCAGAUUUUUUUGAUGACAUUAUAGUGAUAGAGACGAUGCUUUGAUAUUUUUAUUUUCACAGAAAAACACUUUGUCUACAGAGGUUUUCACAGAACAAUUGAUUAUUUGGAAACUUGUAUUGUGAAGUUUCUGGACAUUAGCAAGUUCUUUAAGGGGGUGAAUUUGUACAAGUGGCAUGUGGAUCUGUUUCAUGCAGAAUCUGAAUAAGGUCUAAAGAAAUAUUUUGUUUUAAUUUGAAACUCAAAGAAACUAGAGGGGCAAAGGCCCUAUUGCCACGUAAAAAAAAAGUCCUGGAUCCGGCCAUUUAUCCAAAUUCGCUCCAAGAUUUGAUGUUUUUUGGGUCAUCCCACACCCUUUCACAAAAUUUCAUGGAAAUCAGUUAUGUCCCUUUUCCCCAAUCCUGCUAACUAACAAACGCUGAUGAUUUUUAUUUGGGUCUGCCGCACAUUGCAGAAAUCAUAAAUUUGAUUUACUCUGGGUCCAAAGACAUAAAUGAUCCUUUAUAACCGAUUCUUCUGGAACUUCCGUGGUCAUGUGUUUUCGUUAGGUUGUUCAUCCUCCCUGUGAGGGAGAUAAUCCUGACACUAGCUUUUUUGACACUGAUAGAGUUGAGUAGCAGUCAGAGUUACAGCCUUAUGCUUUCAGCCUUACCUGUCGUUGAAACUCAAAAGGUCUUUCUUACUAUUCUUUUCUUAACUAGAUUAACAGUAGAGGAUUUCUGUGCUCUGUAUUUUCUGUUAACGAUGUUUUGCACACAACACACAGUAGAGGGAUGUGUGGUUGUUUUUUGGUUUAUAAGUUUGGUUAUGUUUUGAUUGGAAAAUAAUCCUUGUUGCUUUUUUCCAAAGCCUUCAAUAAAAUGCAGUAAUCAGUCAAAAA
Molecule: messenger RNA, 5509 nt
Organism: Hippoglossus stenolepis (Pacific halibut)
Lineage: Eukaryota; Metazoa; Chordata; Actinopteri; Pleuronectiformes; Pleuronectidae
Gene: ipo11
Product: importin 11
Exons: 30
Coding region: 163-3366 (1067 amino acids)
Biological process (GO): protein import into nucleus
Cellular component (GO): nuclear envelope; cytosol
Molecular function (GO): small GTPase binding
Source: RefSeq, a predicted model, not a curated record